Messenger RNA from Clunio marinus, 279 nucleotides. NCBI's taxonomy places the organism in Eukaryota, Metazoa, Arthropoda, Insecta, Diptera, Chironomidae. The record is from the annotation of a GenBank genome assembly.
AUGUGCAACAUAAACUGUGUUAGCACCAGCAAAUUAAUCAACAUUAUUUUAAAAAUUACAUGUUUAAGAAACUCCGAAACUGAAACUUCUCUUCAUCAUUCUCAUUUAAUAAAUUUAGGUUUCUUGAUGUCGAAACAGAAAUCAUCAAUGAAAGUUUUCAAGUUCAUGACAUCAAAUGGCGAAAUAAAUCCCAGCAUUUCACACGCUCAUAAAAAUUUCAAAUUCUUAUCUAAACAUCUACCAGUCAAUGAUUUCUGCAGACAAAAACUUCAAAGUUGA